Molecule: messenger RNA, 2347 nt
Organism: Drosophila grimshawi
Lineage: Eukaryota; Metazoa; Arthropoda; Insecta; Diptera; Drosophilidae
Exons: 5
Coding region: 394-2226 (610 amino acids)
Biological process (GO): monocarboxylic acid transport; transmembrane transport
Molecular function (GO): monocarboxylic acid transmembrane transporter activity
Source: RefSeq, a predicted model, not a curated record
GAUUCUGUCGUUCGGCCAGUAUCGAGGUCUCUCAAUUGUUUUUUGGCGCUGCGCUGAUUCGCCAACAGCCAACAGCAUCGGCAUUCAGUUCGCUUGAGCAGCUAAAAGCGUCGAAACGAGAAGCGAGAAACGAGCGCGGUGCAAACUGCAAACUGCGAACUGCGAACCAUUCAUUAAACGUUUCGCCAUUGUCCGCGAACCGCGAACCGCCAACCGCGAUCCAUUAAUUGGUAGCCAUUAUUAACAGCGUGCAAAUUGGACAAUUCAUAUUGCAAUUGGAUUCGAAUACGGCGGAAUACGAACUACGGAUUGGACAGUGUAGUUGUCUCGUUUGUUGCAUUUUGUUCGUAUUUUUUUUGUUGUUGUUGUUUGAAAGGCGCCAAUGACAAGAAUAUGACACCACAGGAGAAGAAGGUGUAUGGGGAUACCACACAGCCGCUGCCGAGGCGUGAUCGGGGCUACUAUAAUCGAAGGGACAAGAGUGAUCUUGGCGAGCAUUUUGUGGCGCCCGAUGGCGGCUGGGCGUGGCUGGUGUGCGUGGCCGCUGGCUUAUCCAAUCUAUCGCUGUAUCCGUGCCUGCAACAGUUUGGCUUCCUGUUCCGGGAGCGGCUUAUCAGUCUGGGCAUGUCCAGCUCACAGGUGACGGCCAUAAUCAAUACAAACCCAGCCGUAUCUGCCUGUACGGGCCUCCUCAAUGGUCCAAUGUUCCGGCGCUUCACCUUCCGCCAGGUGGCCAUGGCUGGCUCCCUGCUCUGCUUCACCGGCAUAGCCCUCACAGCCUUCUGUGAGACCUUUGCUGGCUACAUCUUUGCAUAUGCUAUUUUAUAUGGCUUUGGCAUGGGGAUUAGUGUGAGCGCCUCCUCGCUGGCCAUCAAUACGUAUUUUCAGCAGAAGCGUCGACGCGCCGCUGGCUUCUCGUGGACAAUAACGGGACUGGGACCGAUCUUUCUGCCAUAUCUGGUCACAUUUCUGCAAAGCGUCUACGCUGUGCAGGGAACCGUGCUGAUCUUUGCGGCCAAUUCGCUACACUCGUUUGUCAGUGCGCUAAUCUAUCAGCCGGUGCGUUAUCAUGUGGCGCCAACUCUUAUGCAGGUGGAGCAGCAGCAGCAGCAGCAGCAGCAGCAGCUGGAGCCACAGGCGGAGAUAUUGUGCGUCCAUUGUGCGCAGCAGCAGAAGCGAGAGCCGGGCGGCAUCUUCUCCAGUCAGUAUCUGUGCCAGGACGACGAUGCACAGAGGCCCGGCUACGAGAUCAUUGAGCCGGGCACGCCCAUGUUGUCGCGAGCCAAUGAUGGCUGGUAUGGAUCGAAUCUAUCGCUCAAUCGCUCAACCGGACGCAAGCGAUUUCGCACGGUGUCCAGCUGCAAAGAUUUGGAGCACACACAGCGGCUGCAUUCCCCGAUCGACGAGGAGGAUCAGCAGCAGGAUACAGAGCGAGAGUUCUUUCGGCCCAACAAUUUUCGGCGUGAGCGCGAAGAAUCCAAUCUGGAGUCGAGGCUCGGCUGCACCUGUGCCGAGCAGCGGGCCCUCUACGCAUCCCAUCAAGCAGCGCUGCUCGAGCGAAACAAGAAUGAUGACACGCAAAUGGCGGAAACUCUGGCAAAGAUGUCCUUCAGACAGAAGCUGGUGACGUUUUUCGAUCUGGAUCUGCUGCGGGAUGUGACCUUCGUGAAUCUGGUUGCCGGCCUGACGGUCAUCAAUUUUGGCGAGCUCAACUUUUCGAUCCUAACACCGUUCAUACUGACUGACUUUGGAUUUGACACGUCACAGAUUACCGUGGCCAUGUCACUGAUGGCCGGCAUGGAUAUCACAAUGAGAUUUCUGGUGCCGUUCAUUACCGAGAAGAUGACUUGGGAUAAUCGUGUCUUUUUUCUAAUCGGCGUCGUUGGCAUCGCCCUUGGGCGUACCAUUGUUGCCGGCACCAGAUCCUUUGCGGUCAUCCUCUCCUGCUUUGUGUGGAUCGGCUUGUGCAAGGGAGUGCGCACCAUAUUCUGGCCACUGAUCAUACCUGGCUAUGUGCCAUUGAAUCGCUUGCCAGGCGCCUCCGGACUGCAGCUACUCAUCUCAGGUCUAUUCACGCUCAUCUGCGGUCCCCUUGUCGGUCUUGUGCGGGAUCGCUACAACUAUUCGGUGACGCUGCACUGCCUCGACGCAUUGUCAUUUGUGGCAGCUGCCUUGUGGUGUUUGGAGGCGCUGCUGCGACGACACAGAAGCAAACGGAUCAGCUGAUCAAUAUAUAUAUUUAUAUAUAUAUAUAUACAUAUAUACAUAUAACUUUUUUUUUGUUUUAAUGUAAGCUCUAUAUAAUACAACUUGUACUUAUAAUUUAAAAGACAUACUGUACUUAUUA